AUGCCCAGCUGUUCGAAGUUUACCUGGUUUGCGCUCCUGUCCGUUCAGACUGGACUGGGGGCUCUUUGCCCGGACAUCUGCACGGCCACCAUCGACAACUCUCCCUGGCCAUGCAGGUUUGUGAACAACAGCUGCGUGAUUCCGGUCAGCCCGAACGCAGCUCGCGAAAGUGCGGAAGACAUCAACGUGGCAGUCACCGGGCCCUACAGUGGAGCACUGGGGGACCUCAUGACUAUGGUGGAGCCAGCAUUGGAGCUUGCGGCCCAAGAUAUUGAGAUGAGCAACUUUCUGCCGGGCUUUCGCCUUAAAGUCCAUCUCGUAGAUUCCAAGUGCACCAAGCCGGACGCCACUUCUGCAGUGUUCGCGUCAUGCUCCACAGGACCCAAGAAGCACAUCAUCAUGGGGGAUUCUUGCAGCGCUGCAUGCGAGUCCGUCAACGAUGCCGCCCGCUUCUUUAACGUGUUGCAGGUGGCACCGGGAUGUGUUUCCACGACGCUCAGUGAUGCAAACCGAUAUCCUUACUUCACUCGCAUGGCACCCUCAACACGGUUCAAUGUUGUGGCCAUCUAUGAGUUCAUGAAACUCCUUGGAUUUAAGAGAGUCGGCGUGCUAUAUGGCUACAGAAGCAUCAACAACAUGAUCAAGGACAUGUUCCUGGAAAUGGUCGAGGCAGAUCUUAAGACAGGUGGUUAUUCUUGGACCAUCCUCCUGACGAGGCAAAUCAGCAAUCGUGCAGAUGCAGGCAGUGCUGUGGACUUCAUGAAAAUGCGAGAUUCUCGGGUCAACUUCAUAGCACUGUACGAGGACUUGGGCGCUGUGCUGCUUUGCGAGGCCUUUUCGCACGGCGUCGUGCCGCCAGAUGUCAGCUGGAUGGUCGCUUCCGGGUGGUGGAACACGAAUUACAUUACGUUGCUUGCACAGUGCCUCGACGGUUUCAUAAGCCCAAGCGGAACUCGAACACAUAGCAUACUUGUUCAUGAAGGAACAUGCCUCGAGUGCUUCAGUUUGACAUCUCAAAACCUAUGGGAGCUAUCAUGCUGA
This is a messenger RNA of Symbiodinium necroappetens, 1041 nucleotides long. NCBI's taxonomy places the organism in Eukaryota, Dinophyceae, Suessiales, Symbiodiniaceae. The record is from the annotation of a GenBank genome assembly.